AUGAGAAAAUUCACUGCAAGCCUCAUCCAAAAGCACAACACAGCUUUGUACGGAGUGUUGCGUUGCCAAAAUUCAAUCAUCAAGAGAUUCAAUUCGACAUCGUCAUCAUCGGGUCAUGGAGAGAAACGCACAUUCCCAAAAGUUUCGAACCUCCAAGACAAGAGAAACAUUAAAUAUGCCAUGCUCAUCUCCUUUGGACUCCUGGGUGUUUAUGUCAUUGAGAAAAUGCUUGCUUUCAAACUACCAAAACCAUUGGUCGGAGAUCGUUAUCAACAAUAG
Molecule: messenger RNA, 279 nt
Organism: Naegleria fowleri
Lineage: Eukaryota; Heterolobosea; Eutetramitea; Acrasida; Naegleriidae
Exons: 2
Coding region: 1-279 (92 amino acids)
Source: RefSeq, a predicted model, not a curated record